AUGUUGGUAUUUGAAUUUUUUUCUGGAAUACGUAUUUUUACUGGAUUAAGUGAAAUGAAAAGAUCAACUUGUUUUUAUAUGAUUUUCAUUCAUUUAUUUUCAUCAUGUACAUCUAAAUGGUUAAUGUUUGCCAUUGGAAUUGAUAGAUUAUUAGCUAUAUUGAAACCAAUAAAUUAUAAAUGUUGGAAUAAUUCAAUUUAUAGUGUUAUAAUAUCUAUUCCUGGUUUAUUAUUUGCUUUAAUUAUAAUUAGCAUUCAAUUUAUUUUUGUAAAUGAUAAACAAAUCAAUAUUUGUAAUCCACUAUCUGCUAUGAAUAUUGAAAUUAAAAAUAUAUAUCUAUGUAUUAUUCUAGGAAUAUGUUUAAGUACUAUUAUUGUUUAUAGUUUAACAUUUUUAUUUUUAUCUAAAAUUGGGAAAAAAAAUUUAAAAAAUGAUCAUUUAUUAUUAACUGUACAUAAAGAAAUGGCAAUAACACUUGGAAUUAACACUUUUUUUUUUGUUUUAUCAACAACUAUGGGAUAUAUUAUAACAGGUAUUGUACAAAUGUUUUCAAUUUCUAAUGUUAUAAAAGAAUCUUUUGAUGCUUUGGUUGUUAUUCCAAUACUGUUAUCAUCUUCAUGUACAUUUUAUCUUUUAUAUUGGAGAGCUCAUUUAUAUAAAAAAGCUUUUAAAAAACAAUUAAUAUCUAUAAAUUGUUUUAGUAAUAAACGAAAAAAACAAAUUAAAUCUUCACAUAUAAAAUUAACACAAAUAAAGAAUAUUGGAUAA
Molecule: messenger RNA, 768 nt
Organism: Strongyloides ratti
Lineage: Eukaryota; Metazoa; Nematoda; Chromadorea; Rhabditida; Strongyloididae
Product: GPCR, rhodopsin-like, 7TM domain and 7TM GPCR, olfactory receptor/chemoreceptor Srsx family-containing protein
Exons: 2
Coding region: 1-768 (255 amino acids)
Biological process (GO): G protein-coupled receptor signaling pathway
Cellular component (GO): membrane
Molecular function (GO): G protein-coupled receptor activity
Source: RefSeq, a predicted model, not a curated record